AUGUCACUCAAAUCUCUAGCUCCUAGACCCAAAACCCUCCACUCCUUUUUCAGCUCUCUUCUCCGACCCACCAAUCCCGUUGCUCACUUCCGCCCUUUCUCUUCUCUCAUCCACCAAAACCCACCAUCUCCUCCUCACCUGGUCAACGAAAUCUCACGCAUCCUCAGCGACCACAGAGACCCUCACCACGACUUGGAGCUUUCCCUCAGCUCUUGGUCCACCCAACUAUCCCCAAACUUGGUUGAACAGGUUCUCAAACGCUGCAAAAACCUUGGGGUUUCAGCCCACAGAUUCUUCCUCUGGGCUAAAACAGUUCCGGGUUUUCGACACAGCGAUGAAAGCCAUCACAUUUUGAUUGAUAUUUUGGGGAGUAGCGGUCAGUUUACUCUGUUGUGGGAUUUCCUCAUUGAGAUGAGAGAGUCCAAGUGCUGUGAGAUUGGCCCAGAGUUGUUCUGGGUUGUUUUUAGAGUUUACAGUAGAGCUAAUUUGCCUCGUGAUGCGAUUCGAGCUUUUAGUAGAAUGGUUGAGUUUGGAAUCAAGCCUAGUGUCCAUGAUCUUGAUCAGCUUCUUUAUACAUUAUGUAAACGAAAGCAUGUCAAGGAUGCUCAGGAGUUUUUUGAUAAAGUUAAGAGCGGGUUUGAGUUAGGCGCGAAGACUUACAGCAUUUUGAUGAGGGGUUGGGGAGACAUUAGUGAUUCGGAUAACGCACGCAAGCUGUUCGAUGAAAUGACUGAGAGAGGGUGUUUGGUUGAUGUGCCUGCAUAUAAUAGUUACUUGGAGGCAUUGUGUAAAGGUGGGAAUGUGGAUGGGGCUUAUAAGAUAUUUCGAGAAAUGGGUUCAAAAGGAGUUGAGCCAGAUGCUGGUUCAUACUCGAUUUUCAUUCGGGCAUAUUGUGAGGCGAAUGAUGUUCAUUCGGUUUUUGGCGUGCUCGAUAGAAUGAAGAGAUAUAAUCUUUUGGCCAAUGUGUUUACGUACAAUUGUAUCAUCAAGAAGCUGUGUAAGAAUGACAAGGUGGAAGAGGCGUACCAACUUCUGGAUGAAAUGAUCGAAAUGGGAGUUAAGCCGGAUGAAUGGAGUUACAAUGCAAUCCAAGCUUAUCAUUGUGAUCAUGGUGAAGUCAAUCAGGCUCUUAGGUUGUUGUCUAGAAUGGAAAAAGAUAGCUGCAUGCCAGAUAGGCAUACUUACAACAUGGUACUAAAGUUGCUGAUCAGGAUCGGCAGAUUUGAUAGGGCAACUGAAGUGUGGGAGAGUAUGGGGAAGAGAGGAUUUUAUCCUUCUGUCUCAACAUAUUCUGUCAUGAUUCAUAGCUUGUGCAAAAAGAAACACAAACUAGAGGAAGCUUGUAAAUACUUUGAAAUAAUGAUUGAUGAAGGUAUACCCCCAUACUCUUCUACUGUUGAGAUGUUGAGAAACAGGCUUUUGGGUUUGGGACUUCUGGAUGGCAUUGAAAUACUUGCUCGUAAGAUGGAGGAAAGCUCCUGUUGUUCAAUACAAGAGUUUGCCAAGGUGCUGAGAGGCAAUAAAGCUUCUGUAAGAUCGAGAAGUGGGCUCACGGACAUUGAGAGUGAUUGACAGGGUGCAUGCGGCAGCUAUCCCAGACUACGAGCCUGCUUGAAGCAGUUAACUGAAGCUGUCGACUCCAUGAACACUCAGGUGCAGUUCCUACUUGUUGCUAUGACAUCGGGUGGUGGUGAAACCAAUAAAAUUGCCAGCGAGCACAAAGCCAACAGAGACCUCUGUCAAAGUAAUCUGGUCACAUUUUCUGGUUGUCUGCUCCGGGCAGUGCUGCUAUCAGUUUAGACCUUUGUUGAUUUGUCGAUGCAUCAGAAGGGCAUCAACCCUUAUAUUUGACUGCUCCAGCUGUAAUAUCUGUGUGAUUUAGUUUCCCCUGGGACGGAGCUAAAUUCAUUCUUGUUGUUUAACAACUACAUACUGAGACCCUGGGAAAUUCGGGUUUAUUUUUAAUUCAA
Molecule: messenger RNA, 1970 nt
Organism: Argentina anserina (silverweed cinquefoil)
Lineage: Eukaryota; Viridiplantae; Streptophyta; Magnoliopsida; Rosales; Rosaceae
Product: pentatricopeptide repeat-containing protein At1g52640, mitochondrial
Exons: 2
Coding region: 1-1572 (523 amino acids)
Molecular function (GO): protein binding
Source: RefSeq, a predicted model, not a curated record